This is a messenger RNA of Cuscuta europaea, 2795 nucleotides long. NCBI's taxonomy places the organism in Eukaryota, Viridiplantae, Streptophyta, Magnoliopsida, Solanales, Convolvulaceae. The record is from the annotation of a GenBank genome assembly.
CUGUAAUAUGUUGUUACCCAUAUGGUUGUACGGAAUCAUUAUCCAAAUCCAUUAGUACAAUAGGACAAUGAUUUUGUCCGUCCAUAACACUUGAUCGAUCCACCGGAGCACUUUGAUUCUGCCCGAUUCCUAACAUGCCUUAUAUACUCCGGCGGAGAAUCAACCGAAAAUUGCACAUUCCCUGCCGGCAAUUAUUGUUUUCUACUGCCACGCCGGCGACGAAGGACCAUAAAGGGAUUCAAAAGAUUGAGAAGAUACUUAUAGCUAAUAGAGGCGAAAUAGCAUGUAGAAUUAUUAGAACUGCCAAAAGACUCGGGAUUCGUACUGUCUCCGUCUACAGCGACGCCGAUAAGUAUAAUCUGCAUGUAAAAUCCGCCGACGAGGCCGUCCGCAUUGGCCCUCCUCCGGCGCGUCUAAGCUACUUGAAUGCUUCAUCAAUUAUUGAAGCUGCAGCUCGUACCGGAGCUCAGGCUAUUCACCCAGGUUAUGGUUUCUUAUCGGAAAGUGCUGAUUUUGCUCAACUGUGUGAAGAUGAAGGUUUGAUCUUUAUUGGACCUCCUGCAUCUGCAAUCCGUGAUAUGGGUGACAAAAAGUGCUUCAAAAAGAAUAAUGGAUGCAGCAGGGGUGCCACUUGUGCCCGGAUAUCACGGCGAGGAACAGGAUAUUGACUUGAUGAGAUCAGAAGCACAGAAAAUAGGGUAUCCUAUUUUGAUCAAGCCAACCCAUGGAGGUGGUGGGAAGGGCAUGAGAGUUGUUCAAAGUCCAAGUGAGUUUGUUGACUCUUUUUUGGGGGCACAACGUGAGGCUGCUGCAUCUUUUGGCAUAAAUACAAUCUUGCUAGAAAAAUAUAUUACAAAACCAAGGCACAUUGAAGUCCAGAUAUUUGGUGACAAACAUGGUAAUGUUAUCCAUCUCCAUGAGAGAGAUUGCAGCAUCCAAAGAAGACACCAGAAAAUAAUUGAAGAAGCUCCUGCUCCGAAUAUUAAUAGUGAGUUUCGGUUCCACUUGGGUCAAUCUGCUGUAUCUGCAGCCAAGGCAGUUAAUUAUUACAGUGCGGGGACUGUGGAGUUUAUUGUUGAUACCAUUUCAGGAGAGUUUUAUUUUAUGGAGAUGAACACCCGCCUUCAGGUUGAGCAUCCUGUUACCGAGAUGAUUGUUGGUCAAGAUCUUGUGGAGUGGCAAGUACGUGUUGCAAGUGGAGAGCCUCUUCCUUUGAGCCAAUCACAGGUUCCCUUAUCAGGUCAUGCUUUCGAAGCCCGGAUAUAUGCAGAAAAUGUUCCCAAAGGUUUUCUUCCUGCUACUGGUGUUCUUCAUCAUUAUAGUCCAGUUGCAGUUACAUCAUCAGUUAGAGUUGAGACGGGGGUUGAGGAAGGGGACACUGUAAGUAUGCAUUAUGACCCCAUGAUUGCCAAGCUUGUAGUGUGGGGAGAGAACCGCUCUGCAGCAUUGAUAAAAUUGAAAGACAGCUUGUCAAAGUUUCAGGUUGCUGGUUUGCCAACCAACAUAGAUUUCCUUUCUAAACUAGCACACCAUGGUGCUUUCGAAAAAGGCGAAGUGGAAACAAAUUUCAUUGAGCGGUAUAAGGACAGUCUAUUCAGCAGUGGUUGCAAUUCAGGACCUGCACUAGAGGCAUAUAGACGUGGUGCAUUAAUUGCUGCUGCUUGCAUUUGCAACAGGGAACUUGCAGCAUCAAGGAAUAGUGCCCCUGAAGGAAUGUUUUUGUGGUAUGUUGAUCCUCCUUUUAGAGUCCACCAUUUGGCUCAUCGAACCGUGGAACUUGAGGGCGAUGAUGAGUUUGGUGAUACAGGUUCAAAAUUUUUAAACGUUUCCGUAACCCAUUUGGCUGAAGGGAAAUUCCUAGUUGAGACAGGAGAAAGCAUUUUCCCCAGUUUGGAGGUCGAAGUACAACAGUUAAGCAAUGGAAAUUAUACAGUCGAUGUUGGCGGUGUAAAACAAACUGUUAGCCUUGCUGAAUAUUCCAAAGACCAUUGUAAGAACAUCCAUAUUUGGCAUGGCCCUUACCAUCAUCACUUCAAACAAAGUAUAAUCCUUGAACUCGUUGAGGAUGAUCAACUGAACCAAAAACAACCUGCCAGUGAGUCUGCAUCUCACCCUCCUGGGACAGUGGUUGCCCCAAUGUCAGGUCUAGUGGUUAAAGUUUUGGUGAAGGAUGGGGAAGAAGUUCAACAAAGCCAACCAAUAUUAGUAUUAGAAGCCAUGAAGAUGGAGCAUGUAGUGAAAGCUCCAACUGCUGGACAUGUUAGUGGCCUUAAAGUUGAAAUGGGACAGCAAAUAUACGACGGAGCAGCUCUCUUCAGUAUCAAGAGUCUUUAGAUCUACCAUUUCUUCAUUGAAGACAAUCUCAACUGGAUUGAACACCUAACAUCGCUCUGGACAUCUAUGGUAAUACAUAUUUGGGGAUACCUGAGUCACUAUAUAGGCUGUGAAUGAGUUGAGAGACCAUUUGCAAGGGUUGGAAACUUGUAACCUCAUUUCUAGGACCCCUUGAGAUGUAUCAAAUUAAAAAAAUCAAUAAAAACAUUAAAUGUCAUUUGAGUUGUGAAAUUGUAUUCAGUGAAGUUACUAGGGAAUAUGCUAGCAACAGUUUGGUUGUGACUAAACUAUAUUGAGUUGUUGGGUAUGGUGCUGCAUCUCUCAUUCCUAGGUGUUAUCAUUCCUAGAUCUCAUAUGAAGAGUUUUGUAUAGUAAAUUACAUGACAGCACUCAAAAUGAAACCUUAUUUCAGGAGUUUUCCAUUUGCUUCUUGUUUUGAGAAGCAGUUUAUUUUAGAGAUU